AUGAAUUACAUUAAAAAGAUUAGAGCUCUCGUCUUUAAUAAUAAAAGGCAUGAAUUGAUCAACCGUGCCAUUGACGAAGCUCAAUUUGCAAAUCCUGGAACAUUUUCUCAAAUAAAUGAAACAUAUGCAGGACAGAUAAAACAUAUCGAAAAUAAUUCGUAUCUCACUAUUAGAGAAAAAGCAAAGGCAAAAAACCACAUAGUAAGUCUUAAAGACAUUGAAAAUUUGCUUCGCAUCAAGGGAUUUUUGAAUUGGACAUCGGGAAAUGAGUUUAUCGAUAAGGCUAUUCAAAGCUCACAAAUGACACUUCCAUUACCACAAUAUAUAGUGGAGUGGAUUCCAUAUCAAGAUCUGAAAAGGAUUACAUAUAAAACGAAAGGAGGCUUUGCAUUAAUAUAUUCAGCUAUAUGGGUAAAGGGGCGGUUUGAAUCUUUUGAUAAAAGCAAACUAAAGCUAAAGCGGUUUGGUUCGACACCUGUUGUUUUAAAACGGCUAAUUGGUUCGAAUAACAUGGACCCUAAAUUUUUAAAAGAG
Messenger RNA from Acaulospora colombiana, 534 nucleotides. NCBI's taxonomy places the organism in Eukaryota, Fungi, Glomeromycota, Glomeromycetes, Diversisporales, Acaulosporaceae. The record is from the annotation of a GenBank genome assembly.